CUCCCUCGCAUCCUACCAUUUCUACCCAAUCCGUCCGACAACAGUAGACAGUAGAAAGAACAAGAUUGUAUAUGUCCUAGUAGUGGUAGUGGCAGCAGAGAGAAAGAGAGUACAGAGAGCAGUGUUUUCGUGUGCGCGUCGAGGCCGUCGAGGAAACGCAAAAAGGCAGCUGUUCUCGAGGAAGAGGUUUAUCCUUUGGUUUUAGUUGUGCAGUGUGUUUUGAAGACUAGUUGUAGCUGUGAGUAGUUUAAAACAAAGAAAACAGACAUGUCCUGGCCGUGGAGGGGUUAGGUGAAAGGGGGAUACAUCGAGGAAGGAAGUAAGGUCUCUCGCGCUGCUCCUUUCUUCGCGUCGACGAGGACGACGACGUCGACAGCUCGAGCUAUGGCUAAGAACGCAGGCGAGAGCAGAAUACCGCUGCCUCGGACGACGGCGAGGCCCUCGCUGUUGCCCAAGAUCCGCUCGCUGGGAGCGCCACCGAAGAUCGGCAGCCUCGGACAUAGGCGCUCGCCCUCCGGCUACUGCUCCUCCGGUGCUUCCUUCAACAAACAGCAGCAAUUCGUCGUUGGCAGCAAAACCGCCUCUACGGGGUACUGUGGUGACGUGCCCGCGAAGCAACCCAAGAUCGAUACCCAAUACCGGGGGCGCGAGUCUACCGAGACCAAGGACAAAGACGAUACGUUUGAAGCCGAUUACUCGAUAUCCACGAUAUGGAACUCGUCGGCGGACAACAAGGAGAAGGACCAACUGAUGCGACUCGGUGAGAACGAGAAGCUUGGGUUCCUCUGCUCGCAGGAAGAUCUGUCGGGCUACGACGACGCUGGCAUAAAGAAGCAAGAGUCGCGCGAGGAUCUGAGCAACGCGAGCAGCGAGGUUGGCACCAACAACAACAGCAGCAGCAAUGCCGACUACGCAAUAGAAUCGCCGGUCGCGACGGCGCCGCACUACUUGAUGCUUACCAAGCAGAACUCGUUCGAGCACGACGAGAGCCUGGGCAUCCUCACGCCAGAUCAGAUGACCGAUUUCACGGUGGCACUCGGCUCCUCGAGAACCCCCUCCUGCGAGAACCUAUCGGGCCACACGUCUUCGGGGGGUAAAAAUAGCUCGGUGGCGUCGGCUGCGAGUCGGAACCUGGACAUCGCCGCUUGUUUGCCGUCGAUCGAGGCGCUUUUGCCCGCCAACGAUCGGAGCCCGUCUCUCGAGGAGUUGCCCCUUGAUCCGAGGCCCGUUGUAAUCGUCGUUGACGAGGAGGCCGAGCUGCACGACCGGACUCUUUCCAGCGAAAAAUCGAUCGAGAGCCCGGCGCAUCAGGCAAACAGCGCGGCCGAGUUGUCGCCGAAAAAGGUCGCCAUCGAUUCGACGGAGACGAGCGAGAACACGAGCGAGCCGACGCGUUGCAGCGUCAGCAGCGGCCACGUUCUACCGACGAGCUUCAUCACCUCGGUUACGAGCAUCACGAGCCUCGAGGCCGGCUACCAGGGGGAUGGGGAGAACUCGAGACCCGCCAGUCGGGGUGCCGAGCCCCUCUCGAUCGCCCCCGCAGCCACUCUGAUCGUCAGUGCAGCUUGUAGGCAAGAUCCAAUGACGGACUCGGACUUUUUUACGGAGAGCGACGCGGAUGCGCACGAGGAGAUCGUGCGGGGUGACAGGCGAGCGCAAGUUAUCGACGGCACGCUCUUCUGCGCGCCAAACGAGCGACGCUGCCCGAGUUUCGAGCCUGGCGAGGAGAUGGACUCGUCGGGUAUCUACUCGGACCUGGAUAAGCGCCAGGACAGUGCCGGUGUCGAUGCCGAGGGCUACGGCGAUGGCGACCAUACGACCGACACUGGAGACACCGGGGAUACCGAGAUAUCCAUGAAGAGUCAGCCCUCCCCCGGGGACAAGACCCCCAUACCAGCUCUGAUCGUCAAUAAUGCACUUUCCCCAAUGAGUAUGUUGAACGAUUCGGUGGAAUCUGCCGUGUCGAUGGCCGAAGUGACUGUGAUCAAGUGCCAAAAGAACGAGCAAAACUCGGCGACCAAGUCAAAGUCCAAUAGCAUCUGCAACAAAGAGAACUCGGUGCCGCUCAAAAAGUACAAAAUGCCAAAGAGAAACGUUAUCUCGAAAAUCAAAACGAUGAUCGAGUCAAAUCAUAACAUUUCGAAAGAAGAGACGGAGAGUGAGUCAAGGAGGCUUCAGAGGCAGCAGCGAAAAACCGGACGCUGGGAUGCCGUGAUGAAUAAGAUAGAGGCGAGCAAGCAACGAAGCAAACCUCUGAAGAAGGACGUAAAGUCGCGAGUUUUGCAAAAUUUGGGCACAUCUACAAGUUCAACGGCGUCGACUUCUUCAACAAGGCGAGCAACUAUGGGUGGUGAUAAUUACAACAAUGCAAAUAUCAAAGACAAACGAAGGAUCCGAGGUCGUCUGGACACGAAUUCUCCCAACCAGGAGACAGCAAGAAGUUCCGUGCGCAGCUCGGCAAGUGACUUGAGCAGCGCAAACAGCAAAGAAAUACCGAAGAGGCCACCGAGGAAAAACUUUAUCGACGCCCAUCAACCCAACAACAAUCAGCUCAACUCUAGCAAUGCAAACAAAUCGAACAUUUCGACGGGCCGGAAGGCACCCAGCAUCAAAAGUGUCCAAUCCAACAACGUUCACGCGAAACAAAAAAAUGCGACUACCAAUAAAGUUGCAGAUCGUAACAACCGCGGGGCUGCCUCGCCUACCAGCACGACCAGCAUCGGUAGCAACCACAACAACAGUCACAGCAAGCCCGACCCGGCCGGGCCCGUCAUCAACAAUCAUCAUCACCAUCAGGUCCGCCUCAAUCACAACACCAAUGCCAGCAGCAAUCACAACCACAGCAACGGCACGGCCGGUCUCCUCGUCGCGUCGAACGCCAUGGAGACGUCGCCGCUGCCGAUCCCCGCUGAAACGUCCCCAGCACCGGCGCUAAAGGAGACCAGGGACCAGGAGAGCCAGGUCGAUCUUUUCCAGCGGGAGCUCGAGGAGGCCUGCGCCCGCCAGCGGGUGCUCGAGACCGCCUGGGGCAAGAGGGCCGACGACACGGUACAGGCUCUCGCCAUCACCGUCCAGUACUUCACGCAUCGGUUGGAGAGCGGUGCGAACCACAGGCUGAAAAAGGACCUCGAGAAGAUGAGGACCGAUUGGCUGACGACGAAAGCCGAGCUCGAGAAUCUCAGGCUGCGGUACGCGAGCGUCGAGGAUGCGCUCGCCGAGGAAAGGGAGGAGCACUAUCGGGCACUCGAGAGUCUGCGCGAGGAGCUGGAUAACGAGCAAUCGGAGCGCUCCAGUCUGGAACAGUCGGUGCUCGAGGAGCGAAGGCGCCUGCAGGGCCUGGAGCAGCGCGAACGCGAGCAACGUGCCGCCCUAGAGCUCGAGCUCGCCCAAUUGCGGCAAAUGCAGCAGCAGCAGCAACAGGUGCCGGUGGUGGCGCCAGACCAGGCUGCCCUGUUGGCCGAGGUCGAGUCGUUGCGCACGGUGCUCGAGCUGCGCAUGCAAGAGAGCGCCCAGUUGCGCUCCGAGGUCGAUCUGUUGAGGCGCGACCUCGACGAGAAGGAGGUGCUGAGGCAGAGGUGCGAGGCCCUCGAGGCUCGCUGCGAGGACCUCAAGGCCCAGCUGGAGAGCAAGGAGUCCUUCGAGAGACACGCCCUCCAUGAAAACGAGGUGCUGAUGAACUCGUUGCACCAGCUGUCCAAGCAGCAUAAACGGCUCUCGCAGAGGAACGAGGAGCUCACUUGGAGGCUACGCCAGAAGAACGAGGUGGUCAGUGUGCUGACUAACCAGUUGACCCCCCAGUCGCAGAGGCUUUCCAAGUCCCUGGGCCCCGAUCACAAUGAUCACUGCUCGACGGCCGACUUUAACUGCUCCCAGAAAUCCGAGCAGAUGUGCUCGAGCACCGUGAGGUACCUGGUGGAGAAGGGUGACUCGGUUUCCUGGACACUUGACAUCGCUGAGAGCAUGGACACUAGUAGUAACGAGAGUUGCGCCAAGAGUCCUAGCUCGGCGACCCGGCGCUACCGCGAUAGCAAUGGUGGCCUGACGCCGCGACAAAAUUCGCUCAGGUUGUCGAUGCCAAGACGGACGGCAAAGAGCCUGGCGACCAGUACUUGCAGGACGCGUUCCAACAGCGUGUCCACGACGACCGAGGUGGCCAGCGCGACCGCCGCCUCCUCCACCUCCCAGUUGUCGUCGUCGUCCGUCACGACUGUCAGGACAGUGGCCUCUAAUGACGAAACAGCGUGGAGUCCUUCGUAUAGCUCAACGCCAAUGCAGCGCCGGAGAAACGUUCCUACUGCCGAGACCGCAUGGUCGCUGUCAAACACCAUCACGGAGACUAGCAGCAGCAGCAACAGCAGCAGUGGUAAUGGUGGCUGUAACAUUGGCACCGGCGGCUGCAGUAGCAGCAACAAUGGUGCUAACGCGACGAUUAGCACCAACUCCAAAACUAUGACAGUCGAGUUAUCGACGACCGAUGAGGAAGAAGAGGAAGAGGUCGGCCAGCGGCCCCAGGAGGCUGGUGGCGAGGCAAUGAUCUCCGAAGAGACCUCAACCUCUUCCAGCAGCGAAGACGACGAGUCUUCGGUCAGCAGCGGUGACAUUCCUUGACUCCUAACACAAGCAAAACAGACGCACAACUGGAUCCAAAUCGCCAAGGCCAACACAAAGGCCAAAUUCGAAAAAUACUUCAAGUAUUAAGGUGUUACAUUGACGACGACGACGACGAUGACGACGAGGACGACAUUGACACCUUCGUGUGUGUAGGGAGGCUUUUGAUUUUUUGAAAAGCUGUUGUUAAAUACGCUUUGCAGACAGUUAAAUAUGCUGUCGCUACAAUACGUUAUUUUUUUUAUACGUACAUUGUUACUAUUAUAAUUAAUAUGAUCAUUAUCGUGCGCGUUUUAUUUUUUCGAGUUAAAAUUAAAGAAAAAAAAUAAUUGCGAUUUUCAGUGAAAAAGUGACAAAAUAGUAUUGCGUUAUUCAAGCGGUUGUAUUAUUUGUGCUGAUUUAUUUUUAAGUUUAAUGAUCACCCAAUAAGGCGAAACAAAGUAAUUAGUGUUAAUGGUUUCCGGAAAUGUGUCUCUAUUAAGGGCGAGCAUUACUAAGAACGCGAGAAUUAAUAUGGUCAACAAGAAAAUAUCUUGGUUGAAUAAUUUAUUACCAUUUAAGUUGCAUUUUUCUGUAAAUAUUUAUUAAAUUAUAUUAUAUUGUAAGUUACGCGGUUCAAAAUAUUCAAAGUUAUAUUGAAUAAUCAUUAUUUUCUUUUUGUACAAAUCUCAAAAACAAUCCCGAGGAACACUUAAUGCUUUUCGACAAAAAAAGCCUUUUUUAAAAAAAAUGCGAUCUAGCUUUUUACUGGCUGUUUGUUGCUUCUCCCCGUGACCUUGGUAAUGAUUAAAUGAUUUUUCAAUUUAAAUUUCAUCAGUCAUAAGCUUGUGAUUAUUUGCAAAGGAUAAACACGUAAAGCGCAUCUUACAAAAUCGAUUUACAUAGGAGUUAUUAUGCGGACACGCGCAUACACAAAGUUUUUAUAUAACAAAAGAAUGAUUAAGCCUUUUUG
Copidosoma floridanum is the source of this 5560-nucleotide messenger RNA. It is a transcript of the gene toc, whose product is annotated as toucan. The record is from RefSeq and is a predicted model, not a curated record. Gene Ontology annotation, molecular function: microtubule binding. Gene Ontology annotation, cellular component: cytoplasm; nucleus. Lineage: Eukaryota; Metazoa; Arthropoda; Insecta; Hymenoptera; Encyrtidae.